CCGUUCCCCAUUCGUCUCAAACGAUCAAUUCUUUCACAAACUAUAAACUAAUAGUUUCUGAAAAGCCUUUAAAUUGAGAAUUAUUUAAAUAUAAAUUCUUUAACUUAAAAGUUAUUAUUAAAACUUUUAUACAUAAGAGAAAGCUAUGGAUUUGGUUCACGAGAACAGUAUAUCUGCCAUUUCGGUGAUUCAGAGCAGUUUCACCCAACAGAAGAGUCUGAUGUUUUUGUUAUCCAAUGUAUUUGAUCCGCGCUAUGCCUUCCUGUUCUACAGUCCACUGAUUUUCUCAUUGAACCGUUACGCCGGCCGUAAGCUUAUGUGGGUGGCGGUGAUGGCUGAGUGGUCCAAUCAGAUACUCAAAUGGAUAAUGCACGGCGAAAGACCCUAUUGGUGGAUACAUGAAACAAAUGUCUAUAACAAAACUGGCGAAACACGGCUCCCGGCUAUUGAACAAUACUUUAUGACCUGCGAAACUGGUCCGGGAUCGCCAUCAGGUCACGCUAUGGUAACGGCGGCUGUCUGGUACAUAUUGAUUGAGGCAUUCCUCCGACAAAAAGGCACACUAACGAAACGAUCAAUUGUUAACCGUCUUUGUUGGUCCAUUUACACCAUUGGUUUGUGCGCCGUUAGUCUGUCCCGAAUCUAUUUGGCCGCUCACUUCCCGCAUCAGUGCGCUCUGGGAAUGGUCAUUGGCGUUGCAGUGGCAAUGCUGGUCAGUCAUUUAGACACCGAUAGUGUUACCCGAAAGCAAUACAUAUGGGGCACUAUUGGUCUGUUUGCAUCAGCAAUGGCCACCUAUGCCUUACUCAAGAUGAUGGGUUUCAAUCCAAUGUGGUCGGUGGAGAGGGCACUCAAAUGGUGCGCCAAACGAGAGCACAUCCAUUUGGAUACCACACCGUUCUUCUCGAUUAUGCGCUACACCGGCUUCUUCCUGGGUAUGGGUCUGGCCUUACACUCAAAUCUAUACCGUAUGGCUACUAAAGAUGUGUUCAGCACAUCCAUGAAGAUCUCUGCCGCUGUACUGUCCGUUGGCUUUGCAAAGGCGACCGAAUUUAUUCCGAUGCCUAAACAUAACGUCACACUUUGCUAUGCUAUUGCAUUCCUCAUGAGUGCUGUACUUCCUUAUGUCUUCAUAGCAAUCAUACCAUAUAUUGUCUCAAAAUUUUCUCUCAAAAGUAAUCAAAAAACAAAAUCUAACUAAUUAUAAAUUUUUUUAUUGUAUAUAUCAAUCAUUUUUGUAAAUAAUACAUCAAUCAUUUCUUAUAUAUUUUUUGUUAACAAAUUAAAAUUUGUGAUAAAAUUA
Oppia nitens is the source of this 1303-nucleotide messenger RNA. It is a transcript of the gene G6P, whose product is annotated as glucose-6-phosphatase 2-like. The record is from RefSeq and is a predicted model, not a curated record. Gene Ontology annotation, cellular component: membrane. The transcript is spliced from 2 exons. Gene Ontology annotation, molecular function: glucose-6-phosphatase activity. Lineage: Eukaryota; Metazoa; Arthropoda; Arachnida; Sarcoptiformes; Oppiidae. Gene Ontology annotation, biological process: glucose 6-phosphate metabolic process; gluconeogenesis. The coding region runs from base 146 to 1201 and encodes 351 amino acids.